AUGUUGUUUUUUGUAAUAUUUGCAAUAGGGUAUUGUUAGGAUUGCCCAAGUGUUUUUUACCUUGGAAAUCUGUAUAAUUAAGCGAAUCUAUUUGUAUAUUCUAGUGGUUACAAAUAAAUCAUAACUUCUGUUUAGAAUGCAAUAGUUUUUCUUUAGGCAGAAUCAGGAACUCUUGGAUAGAUAAAGUCAAGUAAGAAAAUAUUAGUAAACAGUUGAUGGAUAGAGUGUUGCAUAUUUGGAGACAGAGAGCUCAAAUGUAUAUGUUGGCUUGGAUAACGAAUUGCUUGUGUAUAGUUUAGAUGAAAAUAAUCCAAUAAAGGCUUCUUUAAAUUUUAUGGGAAAUGUUUAAUCAAUAUAUACAUUGAAUUCAUUGAUAAGUGUUGGAACAAAUCAGAAUGAAGUAAUUCUUUGGGAUUAUUAAGCAAACAUUAUUAAAGGAAAAGCAAAAUGUAUGAUAUUCUAUAUAUUAGAACUUUAGCUUUGAAUUUAAAGAAUAUAUUAAUAAAUUAUCAGAUUCUUAUUAAUUAAUCUUAUGAUACUUUAAUAGCUGGUACUACUACUACUGGAUCAUAUUCAUUGGAAUACUAUACCUAAAAUAUGUAAUUUUUACUUAAUAGCUUUGUGAUUGAUUAAUUCACUCUCUAUUAACUAUCAAAAAAGACUAUAAGUGAUACUGAGUUUGAAAUUAAUGUUUAUACUAUUUCUACAUAAACUCUUAGCAUAAACUAAAUCAAUAUUAAAUCUACAACAGUUACAUUAACUAUUUCAAAUAUAAUUUUAAAUUUAACUCCUAUAUAGAUGUAAUUGAUAGAUGAUUAUAUCAUCUUUUUUUCUAAUACUUGUGAAUAUUAAAAAUAUGAUAUAAAAUAAAAUGCUUUAGGAAACCUGAAUUCCUGGACUUCCUCAUGUCCAAACAAUAUAAAACAAUUAUCAUUUAGUAUUGAAGAUUAAAUCAUUACAUUACUUUUAAACAAUCCUUAAAUUAAUGAAGAAAUGAUAUAGAUUUAUCAAAUAGAUACAAAUUUAAUCGGAACCAAAAUUAGAUCAUUUUAUUAUCUACCUGAUAGCAUUAGUAUAUCUUAUAUAUUGUAAUCAUAAUACAUUCUUGAAGUAGGCUUAUCUAAUAGUAAUAUUUAUGUUUAUAAUUAAUGGUAUCAACUGCAAUAAAUCAUUUAAGUCAAUAAUAAUAACAAUAUUGCCAUUUAAAUUAUUUAGCAAGAUUUAAUACUCGUACUCUAUUAAAAUGGAUUAGUAGUGAGUCUUUCUUAAACAUCAUAAACUUGUUAAUUCUCCCAAUAUUUAUGUUAUACUUAUACCAUCUAAUCAUAAUUUUAAUAAUCAACUGUAUCAACUUAUACUACUUAACUAGUUUCUUAAUUUCAAUAUAAUAAUAUCAUUUAUGUAAUUUAUGCAUUAAAUCAAAAUAUAUACUGUUAUUAAUUUCAAAACAAUGCGUUUAGUCUUAACCCUACAAAUUCACAAUCCCUUACAAACUAAUUAUAAGUAUUAUAAAUUAUCAUAUCAACUAAUUAUAUUUACUUUCUGUUGAAUGAUAACAAUCUAUACUAAUGUUAAUUUAGUAUUGCAACAACUUAAACAAAUUUAGUAUUUUAUUAUAAAUAUCCUAUUGAUAAUGUCAAUUACAUAGCCUAAAAUACAUAAGUAUAAAUCGCAACCAAUGGAGUAUAGAUAGCGAUUAUAUAAAACACUAAUUAAUAAGCAACAAUUGUUUAAAGUAAAUUUUUAUUUUUAUAAGAAAGAUAUCGGAGUUUCAUUUAAAUAACUUUAGUUGUAUAAAGAAUUUAUAAUACUUUUGUAACAGAGUUCCUAUAAAUUGUAAUUUUACUCAAUUUAUGAUUUGCUAAAUUAGAAUAAUAUCCAAGUUUUUACACUUAAUACCUAUUAUUAUAGCCAACAAAUUAUCUUGAAUUAAAACUUUCUUCUCAUCUAAUUUUAAUAUUCUGUUUUAUUCAUUCAAAUAACUAAUUAUUUCAACUCUAAUAAUUUAGAAUGCUUUUUUAAUCAAGUCUAUAGUAGUAAUAUUAUAAAUUAUAUCAAUACAAAGAUUUCUUUGACUAAUUUUUAUAUUUUGUAUUUUACAAUUGAAUAGUUAGAUAUGUUAAUAGGAAAUGUAUAAAUAAAUAAAUAGAAUAUAAUUUGGAAUAAAAUUAUUAUUGAUCAAUCCAUAAAUUAUUUGGUAAGUUUACAAAUUUAAGGGACUUCACCUUCCUAAUCUAGUUUAAUUAUUUCAUAAGAAAUUAAAAAUUUUCAAUAAAUAUCUUUACAAGAUUUGACUUUAAUCUUACCUUAGUAAGAACUUUUCUUAUCAUCAAUAAUAGGAGUUAACAUAAAAAAUUGUUAACUAAUUUUUAAUAAUAAUUAUUACUAUUACAUAAAUAUAAAAGAAAUGAAUUAUUUUUUAAUAGAUUCAAUUUAAAUUAAUAAUUAAGUUAUGACAAAACCAUUAUUGUAAGUAGCAUCUGUGCAAAUGAUUUAAUUAAAUAACAUAUAAAUCCUAGACUGUAAUUUAGAAUAAUAAAUAAUAUCUAUAAAUUCGAAUACUGAUAUACAUCUUUCUAAUUUAUUAAUUUAAAAUUGUUAAUGUGACUAAUAAACUAAUAUGAAAUAAUUAUUUUAAUAUUUUUCAUUGGAUAUUUAGAAUGUCAAAUUUAUUGGAAAUCAAUUUUGUUCUUCAUUAUUUAAUAAUAUAAUUAUUGAUAACUCUGAGUCAUCAAAAAUCAACAUAAACGAUUUAACAAUUGAAAACAAUGUGAUAACAUAAUAUGCAGGAGCAGCAAUAAUUAAUUUUGUAUAAAGCAGUAACCAUCUAAUGAAUAAUGUUUAUUUAUCAACAGUAACUUUAUAAGAUAAUCAAUACUAAGAAUCAAAUUAGAUAUAUGCAUUUAUAUUUUAAAAUGGCUACACCUUUUAAGGAUAGAAUAGUAUUUUCGAUAAUAGUUCUAUUUUGAUAUCUUCAUUUAAAGCUCUUACAAUAAAUAAUUACACCUUCAAAAAUCCAUCUUAAUUGAGUAUUAAUAUAAUUGAAACUCCAAUCAUUUAAAUGAAUAUAAUAUCCUUUAAUAUUGGUUAAGUCUAUUAAAAUGGAUUUGUUUCAAUUGUAAAUUUACAAGAUUAUGAAUGUAGCAAUUAUAAAUGUUAAAUUUAAAUUUCAAAAGUAGUUAUGAAUCAAAUAACUCUGGUUUCCUCAUCAUUGGCAAAUACUUGUUAUGGAUUCAAUAUUAAGUUAAGUUCUGAAUUUUAUGUUUAGAUGUCUGAAUUAAACUUCACACUUUUAAAUUUGAAAGCAGCUGACUCUAAUUUCUUAGUUUCGUCAACUGCUCUUUUCUUUCAAGGAUUUUAAUCUUAAUUUUCAAUAACAAAUUCAAAUUUUUAAUAAAUUCAAUAUAGUUUGAGCACAAGUAUUCUUAUUUUAAAUGCUGAAGUGAUCACUCUAAAUACAAUAAAUGUAAAUUAGAUAAACUUUUAAGAUUCAACAUAUUAUGGAACAUAAAGUGAAAAAGGAGGUUUUGCAUAGAUAUCAUGUGCUUCUUUUUUUGUAUAAAUGAGUAAUUUCUCAUUUAUUAGCUCUUAUACUGGAUCUAUUUUUAUUAUUGAGAUGUAUCAUGCAGAUGAAGUAGUACCUUUGGUUUCUUUUCUUUAAAAUACUAUUAGUAAUAUUUAUUCAUUUGGAAAUGGAGCUAUUUACAUUGAAAAUACUGUAAAUGAUACAUAAAUAACAUUUCAAUUAAAUUCCUUCUAAGAAAUAUGCUCAUUAAAAGAUGGAGGUCUCUUAUUUAUUUAGGAAGAAGAUUAGAUUUCUUAUCCAUCGUUGAAUAUUUCACAUUUAAGUAUUAUUAAUAUUGGUGAUGUAUAGCCGUAUUAAUUCAAUAAAUAAAUAAUUUUUAUUUAAAAUACUUUUGCUAAUUUAUACUCAAAUAAUGGUUCAAUUAUCAGAGCAUCUUUAUAUAAUAUUUCUUUUUAAAAUAACUAAUUUAAUAAUAAUAAUAUCACAACAAGUCCUUAACAAUUUAAAUAAAACAAAAUUACUUAAGGAUCUUUGUUCUAUUUAAAAUAUUGUGUAUUGAUAUUAUAGAAUUUUUUAAUAAGUGAUUUAAAGAUUUUUGAAAAUUAGAAGAAUGAAGGUUAACUAAUAUAUGGUUAUAAAACAUGGAUUUAUUUGAAUUAGAGUGUUUUUUAAAAUAUAAUAGUAAAAGAUUCAAAUUUGAUUUAUCUUAGUCUAUCAUAUUUAAAAAGUGAUGGAUUGAUAUUAAUGAAUAUUUAAUAAAAUCAGAGUUCUAUAAAUAAUAGUUUGGUAGAGAUAUAUGAUUCAGCAAUAUAUAUGUUGUUUAAUCAAUUUUAGUAGUUAAGAUGUCUAGAUUAUAAAUGUAUAUCUUCAGGUUUCUAUAUAAAAGAUUCAUAUAGUUAUUUUAUAGGAGGAUGGUGUAUUGAUAGUAAUGGUAAUUACGGAGGGUGUUAUUAUGUUUCUUUGUAAAAAUAAUUUGUAUUUUUUGAUUCUCUAAUUUUUGAUCAUAACUAUGUAAAUAUAUCAGGAGGUUCAAUUAUGGCUGAUUUAUAGAAUACUUCUCAGAUGACAAUAUUAAACUCAAAUUUUUAGAAUAAUAUUGCAGUAGAUUCAGGUGGUUGUUUAUACAUAAAUUCAUUAAAUCAAUCUUUUGAUAUAAAUUAGAUUUAGGACAUACCAGUAAUAACAAUAAAGAAAUCUUCAUUUAGAAACAAUACAGCUUAUAAAUAUGGAGGGGCAUUAAAGACACUUGUAUUCAAUCCAUAAAUAGAUAAUUAUACAAUUUUUGAGAAUAAUUCAGCCUAUAUAGAAGGUGAUAAUAAUAGUUCUUAUCCUUCUGCUUUGUUUCUUACAAGUCCAUUAGAUCCAGAAAUGGCAAAUCCUUAUGUUUAUGAUGAAAACUUACAACCUGUUUAAGGUUAUUAUUUUAUUCCUUAUUCAAAUAAUGGUUAAUAUUUUUUGAAGUAAUUUAAAAGUGGAGAUACUGUUUAAUAUCCAUUAAGAUUUAUAAUGAAAUCUAAUAAGAAUUAAACUAUGUAUAAUGAUAAGGCAUAUUUAAAAAUAUAUGCUUCUGGAUCAGAGAAUUAUUCUCUAAGUAUUUCAAAUCCAAGUAGAGGUACUAAUGAAGUGAGAUUUAAAGAAGGAUUUUUUACUCUUGAAAAUUUAACAGCAAUUGGAAUUCCUGAUACAGAAUAUCCAUUUUAUUUAAGUAGUGAUGAAGUAAAAUCAAUAUCAAAAUACAAAUACUAUUUUGUUAAUAAUUACAAUUAUACAUUCUUUGUAGUAUUCAGAAAAUGUUUAUAUGGAGAAAUUUUGUAAAGUUUAGAUAAUUAUAGUGUUUGUUAUUAAUGUCCUUACGGAUUCUAUUCUUUUAAAUUACCAACAUUUUAAGAAAAUGGACAAUGUUAAGUUUGUCCUUUAGCUAAAUAAUUUAGAAUUCAAUGUUAUGGAGGAGCAUAAACAGAUUUGGAACGAUUUUAUUGGAGAGAAAAUAUAACAACUUUAUAAAUUUAUAAAUGUGAUCGAGAAUUCAGUGAUUGUUUAGGUGGAAUUAAUUAAAAUUAAUGUGGAAAUGGUUAUACUGGAAGAAUGUGUUAAGCUUGUGAUUAUUAAAAUAAUUAUGCAAGAGAUUCUAGAUAAAUUUGCAUUUUAUGUUCAAAAGUUGAUUGGCCUAUUGCAAUCAUAUUAUUAAGUAGUAUUGGAAUAUUUGUUUAUUUUAUAAUGUCAAUAUUCUUUUUAGCUUAAGAUGUUGUUAUUUUAUGUGUUUUACCAUGUUUAAAUUAAAUGUUACCUCCUUUAAAAAAAAUAGGAUCAAAUCUAGGUUAAGUUAAAGAUUUAAAUUCUCUAUUAAAAAUAUUUCUUGCAUAUUAUUAAUAGAUUUCAUUAGUUAGUAAAAUAGUUGUUGAUAUUCCAUCAUAAGUUUAAGAUACUUAAGAUUCAUCAAUAUUUGAUUUCUCUUUAGAAUGUCCUAUGAUUAAUGUUAAUAACUAUAUACCAAUGGUUUAUGUCAAUUAUAUUAUAGAAGUUUUAAAACCUAUAUCAUCUAUGGUUAUUUUUAUGUUUAUAUGGUCUAUUCUUUUUAGAAAUUAAAAAAUUAAAAGAGGAAUCUAUUACACAGCUACUUGGUUAAUUAUUUGGUUAUUUUAUUUACCUAGUUUUUAUGAAAAAACACUUCAAUUAUUGAAUUGUAAAGAUAUUGGAGAUGGAAGAUAUCUUAAACCAGAUUUAAAUUAAAAUUGUUAUGGAACUGAACAUUUCUUUUAUACUUUAUUUAUUUCUAUACCUUGUCUUCUAUUUUUUGUUGUUUAUAUCCCUGCUAUGCUUCUUUAUCAUAUUAGAAAUGAUAUGAUAAAAAAAGAUAAAAGACCACUUAGAAAAUAUAAAUAUUAUUAUAUUAAUGGAGAAUUCACAGAUUAAUUUUAUUAUUGGGAAUUUGUUAGACUUUUAGAAAAAAUUUUAAUCUAAACUGCUAUUGAAAUAUUCUUUUAUGAUACUAUAUAUAUGGCUGAGUCAUGCUUAAUUAUUGUUUUAUUAUAUGGAAUUGCUUCAUUUGUUGCUUAACCUUAUGGUUAUAAAAGAUAAAACUUUGUUAAUGUCAUAUCUAGUUUUACUGCUUUUGGCACUAUCUAUAUUGCAUUAGUUAUUGCUAGUUUAAAAAAUUAAAAUAUUGAUCAAAAUGCACCAAUCAUCAUUUUUUUUGAAGUUUUACUUGCUGCAAUUAAUCUCAUUUAUGUUUUAUGGAUGGCUUCAAAAUUGUUAAUUGUUCUUAUGCCAGUAUUAUUUGUUAAUAUUGAAUAAAUUUAAAGAGUAUUUUUAUUUAUUUAACUAAUUUAGAAAGUUUCUAAUAUUAGAUUUCUAAGAUAAUUAGCUUUAAAUCAAAGAUUAAGAGCAAAGUUACUAUUUAAAAAGAUUGGUUAAUAAAUAAUUGUAAUUAAUUUAAUCAAAAAGCAUGCUAUGAUUAGAUAUUAAAAAAAAGAAUAAAAAGAUAAAUAACUUUUAGAAAUUGUAUAUUUUAUUUAUAUAUUAUUUUCAAGGAAGCAAAAAUUAGAAAUAGAAAACAAACAGCUGCUUAAGAUGCUUUGAAUUAUAUUUUAAGAAACAAUUUGGAACUUGA
Messenger RNA from Paramecium sonneborni, 7136 nucleotides. The record is from the annotation of a GenBank genome assembly. NCBI's taxonomy places the organism in Eukaryota, Ciliophora, Oligohymenophorea, Peniculida, Parameciidae.